Messenger RNA from Naumovozyma castellii, 1749 nucleotides. It is a transcript of the gene PIG2, whose product is annotated as putative protein phosphatase regulator PIG2. NCBI's taxonomy places the organism in Eukaryota, Fungi, Ascomycota, Saccharomycetes, Saccharomycetales, Saccharomycetaceae. The record is from RefSeq and is a predicted model, not a curated record. The transcript has a single exon. The coding region runs from base 1 to 1749 and encodes 582 amino acids.
AUGUACAUUAACGGGAACCAUUUGAACAAAGAUGCAACCACUUUAACCGCCUCGCAUUUCCCUUCAUAUUCUUUCAACAACAACAAAUCCAACUCGAAUAGCAAUAACGAUACCAAAACCAAAAAGCAAAAUGACAAUGACGAUAUCCCUCAUUGGGAGAACUUCCACAUAAAUACCAUACCGCCAUCCAAGGGGAACAAUGCCAACACUAUUGACACAUCCCCGAAGAAUACAAUGCAUAAGAGAAUAUUUCCAGCAAAUGAUACCCUGGGAUCUUCCACCAAACCCUUCAGUUCCCUUAAUUUUCUUCAAGAACCAAGAAAACUGGACCAAUUGAAGUUGAACGCAUUACCUCAGGAGGAACUAAGAAGAAACACAAACUUAAACAAGAAUAUAAAUCCAAUACCAACACCCAUAAAGCCAACGAUAUACAAGAACUCAUAUUAUCUCAACGAUAAUGAUACUGAUGCUUUCAAAGAAGAACAGGAAAAUGAAGAUGAGAUCUCUCCGAUAACACAAGUUCCAGCAAAUGCAAAGAUCCCAUUCCCCGUACCCAAUAAUGCAUAUAUGGAAGUUAAUAGAAUCAAGCCGGUAUAUAAGAAAUCAGGGGAAUUAUUGAAGCCUUCAUUAAAGAGAAGAUCUCAAUCGUUGCCCGUGACUCCAAAUAUUUCUAAUUUGAAUCUUAGGAGAAUUAAUGGACAUGCAAAUGGGAAUGAUAGAGCUCAUCAUUUGGCAAGAAGUAAAAGUGUCCACUUUGCUAACACUUUACCCGUUAGAUUCUUUUCUAAGGAUGAAUCACCCAUUAUCGUGGCUGAAUCACAUGAAAUUACUAAUGAAUUGAACUUCAAACAUAAACCUUUACAAAGAUCAAUGGAUAUGGAUGAAUUGGAAGAAUUGGAAACGGAUGAAGAUAUAGCCGCCAGGAAGAAAAAAACUUUGAAAAAAUUAUUGAAUUUGGGAAGUGACGAUGAAGAUGACGAUGAUGAUGAUGAAGAUGAUGGAAUAUUCUCGCUGGGGUUGGAUAAAUUAAUCCUAAAGGAUAGAUCAAGCUCCAUUGCUAGAAGAGGUGGUGGAGGAGGUAGAAGAAAUAUAGAGACACAAAUGGAAAAAUUUAAUAAGAAAAAUGAAGAUGAUGAUGAUGAUAAUAAUAUUCUAGAUAAGGAUUUGGAAAGAGGAAUGGGUGGGUUUGUCACUUUCAAUAAUACAACAACGCUAACAAGUGAAAAAUCUGUCAUUGGACUUUAUAGUAAGAAUUUCCCAACGCUAAAUAAUAAAAAUCCAAGAAGUUUGAAAUUAAACAUUUUCGUCAACUACUCAAAGGGUAAGAAAGUAUUCUUACAAGACUUAAAUUUACAUAUCCAAAAUGACUACAUUAAUAAUCAUGUCGGUAAUAAUAAUAAACAAAACAAAUAUAUCAUUGGAAGAGCAUUGGUAGAAAACAUAUAUUUCGAUAAGAAAGUGGUCCUCAAAUAUACGUGGGAUAAUUGGCGUUCAUAUCGUGAUAUUGAAGCUAUUUACGUAAGUGAUGCAAAGCAAAUAAUACCGGGAUCAAAUAUGGAUGUGUUUAAAUUCUUAAUUGAUGACGUUAAUAAAUCAGUCUCCAAAUGUCAUUUAGAAUUCUGUAUUCAAUAUCAAACAAGAAACGAAAAGGAAAGGAAAGAAUUUUGGGAUAAUAAUGAUGACAAAAAUUAUAAAGUCGAUGUCGUCACAGAAGUAUUUAGAAACCCAUUUGAAAAUACCAUCAUUUAG